AUGCCUCCAGCCCAGGUCGACCCGGACCUACAGGCAGAGAUAGACUAUAUGAUCCUGGAUUAUCUGGCAUGCUUCGCCAUCAAUAGGAUCCUCAACAGCCCAGUAUCGCGGAGCCAAGCGGGGGACGAGGAACUGAACUGGCAGGUGGAAUCAGUCCAAGCCUUUCAAUUCACAUUGGCCGCAGCCAAGCCCGAGGCAUCACUACCACAGGACCUGGAUAUCAAACUCCGACUACUCUCGGUUGGCUCUCAGCUCCAGUCCUACAAAUCCGGGCAACCCCAGGACCAUGAUGCGUGCCCUAGCCUGUCCAGCAUAGGUGUUGAUUUCAUGAACCUUUGCUCCACAGCUGCAUCUAAGGUCUCUGAAACAAGGUGGUUCGAUGCCGGUGCUCGAUUUGUGGUCCAGGCCACCCUGGAGGAACAGCGGGAAGGGCGCCCAACGUCAGAACAGCUCUCCAAACUCCGCGCAUGGGUACCGGAAAAUUCAGCGCUCUAUUCGAAGUGGGCAAUUGCCCAUGAGAAAUACACGAGGGAGCUCCCGAACCCGGACGAGCUACUGACAGAGUGCGAGUCACUCACCCAGCGGAUGCCCUUUCCUCAGUUCAAGGCGAUAAUUAUCGAAUUCCUAGUCGAUCUGAUGAUAACUCUGGACCCCCCAAUUUUACUACAGCUGGAGCGAGGCAAGCUCGGCCAACUUAGCCGCGCCGAGACACAACGCCUCAAGGAACGGGCGGGACUACGUUGA
Molecule: messenger RNA, 744 nt
Organism: Penicillium macrosclerotiorum
Lineage: Eukaryota; Fungi; Ascomycota; Eurotiomycetes; Eurotiales; Aspergillaceae
Exons: 2
Coding region: 1-744 (247 amino acids)
Source: RefSeq, a predicted model, not a curated record